Ceratotherium simum simum (southern white rhinoceros) is the source of this 2103-nucleotide messenger RNA. The record is from RefSeq and is a predicted model, not a curated record. Lineage: Eukaryota; Metazoa; Chordata; Mammalia; Perissodactyla; Rhinocerotidae.
GCUUUCUGCCCUCUUCCAAGAUGGCCGCCGCCGCCUCUGUGACAAACCCGGUCACGUGGGCACCCUCGCCUAUGAGGUGGCUGAGGCUUGGUCGGCGAUUGUCCCUUCCCGGGCCCCGUCCCGAGGCGGAGACCGCCCUUGUCAACCGGAGCCUGAGCGAUCAUGGCAACGGGCUCGGGCGGGGAGCGCGUGGCCGCGGUGGCAGCGGCGGCAGUUUGCCGCCGCCCGCGCUGCCCGGGUCCGAGCCGAAGGCGGCGCCCGCGCACGGCCUCUGCCGGCACGGGAAGCCCAGGAGCAAGGGCCGGAGCUGCAGGCGGAGCUGUCAGCGGCCCGUCACCGUGGACAGCUCCAAGGCCAGGACCUCCCUGGACGCCCUGAAGAUCAGCAUCCGCCAGCUCAAGUGGAAGGAGUUCCCAUUUGGCCGACGCUUGCCUUGUGACAUCUACUGGCAUGGAGUUUCGUUUCAUGACAAUGACAUAUUCUCUGGUCAAGUGAACAAGUUUCCAGGCAUGACGGAGAUGGUGCGUAAAAUUACUCUGAGCAGAGCAGUGAGAAUCAUGCAGAAUCUCUUUCCUGAGGAGUACAACUUCUACCCUCGCUCAUGGAUUCUGCCUGACGAGUUCCAGCUCUUUGUUGCUCAGGUUCGAAUGGUGAAAGAUGGUGACCCCUCCUGGAAGCCCACUUUUAUUGUGAAACCUGAUGGUGGUUGUCAGGGUGACGGAAUCUACCUCAUUAAAGACCCCAGUGACAUCCGCCUGGCAGGGACCCUCCAGAGCAGGCCGGCAGUGGUCCAGGAAUACAUCUGCAAACCUCUCCUUAUCGACAAGCUCAAGUUCGAUAUUCGUCUGUAUGUCUUACUAAAGUCCUUAGAUCCCCUAGAGAUUUAUAUAGCCAAAGAUGGACUCUCUAGAUUUUGUACUGAGCCAUAUCAGGAGCCCACCCCCAAAAACCUACACCACAUCUUUAUGCACUUAACCAACUACUCACUGAACAUCCACAGCGGUAACUUUGUCCAUUCGGACAGUACUAGCACAGGCAGCAAAAGGACUUUCUCGAGCAUUCUUUGUAGGUUGUCCUCCAAAGGUGUUGACAUCAAGAAGGUCUGGUCUGAUAUCAUCUCCUUGGUGAUUAAGACUGUCAUUGCCCUGACUCCAGAGCUCAAAGUUUUCUACCAGUCGGACAUCCCUGCAGGGAGGCCGGGGCCCACGUGCUUCCAGAUUUUAGGCUUUGACAUUCUUCUAAUGAAAAAUCUGAAGCCUAUACUACUUGAAGUAAAUGCAAAUCCCAGCAUGAGAAUCGAACAUGAGCAAGAACUUUCUCCAGGGGUGUUUGAAAAUGUCCCCAGCCUCGUUGAUGAAGAAGUGAAAGUGGCCGUCAUCAGAGACACACUGCGCCUCAUGGACCCACUUAAGAAGAAAAGAGAGAAGCAGUCUCAGCAGCUUGAGAAGCCAUUAGCCACAAAGGAAGAUCCUUCCGACAGUGAGCUGGCCAGCGCCUCGGACGGCAACACCACUCCCGAAGCCCACCUGCCCUCCAUCUGCCUCAAGCAAGUGUUCCCCAAGUACGCAAAGCAGUUCAACUACCUGCGCCUGGGGGACAGGAUGGCAAACUUGUUUAUCCGGUUCCUGGGAAUCAAGGGGACAAUGAAGUUGGGACCAACAGGCUUCCGGACCUUCAUAAGGACCUGCAAGCUCAGCAGCAGCAGCUUGUCCAUGGCCGCCGUGGACAUCCUCUACAUGGACAUCACACGGAGGUGGAGCGCCACGGCCCUGGACCAGCGAGGCUCAGGGAUGUGCCUGCAGGCCUUCGUAGAGGCUUUCUUCUACCUGGCUCAGAGGAAGUUCAAGAUGCUGCCACUCCACGAGCAGGUGGCCUCGCUGAUCGACCUGUGUGAAUACCACCUGUCCCUGCUGGACGAAAAGCGUCUGGUGUGCGGCCGGAGUGGCACCUCGGGGGCCCGGCCCCCUUACAGUGGCACCCCCCAGGAGGCCACCCCCGCAGCCCAUCUGGCUGAGGGCAACCCCCCACCCUGCGCAGACGGUGCCCAGAAGCUCUCCCAUUCCAGACACGCUCUGUCCUGAGGGCACCUCUGUGCUCCCGGAA